Messenger RNA from Aureobasidium namibiae CBS 147.97, 903 nucleotides. RefSeq lists its product as uncharacterized. Gene Ontology annotation, biological process: translation. Gene Ontology annotation, cellular component: ribosome; mitochondrial small ribosomal subunit. Gene Ontology annotation, molecular function: structural constituent of ribosome. The transcript is spliced from 2 exons. The record is from RefSeq and is a predicted model, not a curated record. NCBI's taxonomy places the organism in Eukaryota, Fungi, Ascomycota, Dothideomycetes, Dothideales, Saccotheciaceae. The annotation marks the transcript as partial.
CAACACACCCAAUCCAUUGAUCCCGAUUCCUACUCGUUCUCUUCGCGCGUCCAACCUCCCGUCGACGGUGAUCAGGUUGCUCGUGACUACCGCGCGUUCAAGCACCACCAGGAAGUCACCAACCGAAUUGGAUCUGUCGUCACUCCCAAGUACCAGCCGCACAAGCAACUCACCCAGCCUCCAUCGGCGGAUGAAAUUUCUCUCGAGCUCCUUCUGGCUUCGCAAUCUCAUUUGGGUCACUCUACUUCGCUCUGGAAUCCUGCAAACGCGCGCUACAUCUUCGGUGUCCGCCAGGGUAUUCACAUCAUCUCACUUGACCAGACCGCCUCCCACUUGCGCAGAGCAUGUGCUGUCGUCCGCGGUGUCGCCCAACGUGGUGGUCUAAUCCUGUUCGUUGGUACUCGUGAGGGUCAAGAGAGAAUCGUCGUCAAGGCUGCUGAGCUGGCUGGUGGCUGCCAUCUGUUUGAUCGUUGGAUUCCUGGAAGCAUCACCAACGGUGCUCAAAUUCUGGGCAGGUGUCGUACAAAAGUCGUUGACGAGAAUGACAAGGAGAUCAAGGGCUUCGAGGAGCAACUCGAGGCAAAGGGUGCUCUCAAGCCCGAUCUGGUCGUCUGCUUGAACCCUCGGGAAAACUAUGUCUUGCUGCACGAGUGUGGCCUUAACAACAUUCCUACUAUUGGUGUCAUUGACACUGACGCAAACCCUACUUGGGUCACCUACCCUAUACCCGCCAACGACGACAGUCUUCGUUGCAUCAACCUCAUCGGAGGCGUUCUUGGACGUGCUGCUGAGUCGGGCAUGAAAUCACGUCUCGGCCAGGCCGCCCAAGGUAAGGUCUCAUACUCGGCACGCCAUAACCUCGAUCCCCCAACCUCCGACCAGAUUGCCGCUGCCUACGAAGCC